CCGCCCGCGCCGCCGCUGUCACUCGCCGCCCGGCUCCGGUGCGGACUCCCCUGCAGCGGCAGGUAACUUUGCUGAGAGAUGGCGGAGCAGCGUCAGGACGUCACCAUGAUGGAGGAUCACGCAGCUGGCCAGGAGAAGCAUAUCCCAUCAGGCUAUCCCCUUCAGAUACCAGUCGAUGAUGGAUCGGAUGAGCCUGUUUCUGAAACAUCUGACGCUAAGAGCACCCCAACUACGGAAGAUGCCACAGCACCUUUAGUGGAGGAAGGAGACCACGAGGAUCAGGGUGGUGUCGAACAGCACGGGGAGAUCCCAGAAGGAACCACAGCUGAAGAGGCAGGCAUAGGAGCCACCCCCAACCUGGAGGACCAUGCUGCAGGAGAUGCCGCUCAAGGUCGUGUUGACAGGAAAGACAAGGAAGGGACUGAAGCUGAGGAAAAGAAACCGAAGAAAUCCUCACCUUCCACUGCCAAACCCCCAGGCGAUAGACCCUCCAUCCCCCCCCAACGACACACCUCCUCUAGCACAACCCCUUCGAAAACACCCUCCAGCCCUGCUUCCAUCUCUAAACGAGUCUCUUCUGUCACAUCCCGACCUGCCAGUACAGGAGUGCAAGAAACAAAAGCCAAGGGCCCGGAGAUGAGAGGUGGCACGAAGACGGCCACGCCGCGGUCUGCAGCUGGGCAGGCUCAGAGGAACUCGACCAAUGCCACGCGCAUCCCAGCAAAGACACCCACGGCCCCCAAGACACCUCCCAGCUCCGGCAGAAAGGAGCAGAAAAAACCACCUCCUGCAGCAGCAAAGUCUGAGAAAGGUGAGCAGCCAAAGUCUGGAGACAGAAGCGGUUACAGCAGUCCCGGCUCCCCCGGGACUCCAGGCAGCCGUUCCCGCACUCCCUCUCUGCCCACCCCACCAGCCAGGGAGCCCAAGAAGGUGGCAGUGGUUCGCACACCACCGAAAUCUCCUGCAUCUGCCAAGAGCCGCAUCCAGCCGUCAGCCGCACCCAUGCCUGAUCUGAAAAAUGUGAAGUCCAAAAUUGGCUCGACUGAAAACCUGAAGCACCAGCCCGGAGGUGGCAAGGUGCAGAUUAUUAAUAAGAAGCUGGACUUUAGCAGCGUUCAAUCCAAGUGUGGCUCAAAGGAUAAUAUCAAACACAUCCCAGGAGGAGGCAGUGUUCAAAUCGUUUACAAGCCAGUUGACCUGAGCCACGUGACAUCCAAAUGUGGUUCCCUGGGCAACAUCCAUCACAAACCAGGCGGUGGCCAGGUGGAGGUGAAAUCUGAGAAACUGGACUUCAAAGAUAAGGUGCAAUCGAAAAUCGGGUCCUUAGAUAACAUCAGCCACGUCCCUGGAGGAGGAAAUAAAAAGAGAGAGAAAGGCAAGGAAGACAAGACCCGUCCCCAGGCUGCUCGGACCCCGAGCCCAGACCCCGCUGGGCUCCAGGCCCUGGUGCUGGAGCCGCCCACCCCCCGGAGAGCCAGCUCCCAGCCUUGCGCUCGGCUGGGGAGGGCACCAAUUGAGACUCAUAAGCUGACUUUCCGUGAGAACGCCAAAGCCAAGACCGACCACGGCGCCGAAAUCGUCUACAAGUCCCCCACCAUCUCCGGAGAUGCCUCCCCACGCCGCCUUAGCAACGUCUCCUCCACCGGCAGCAUCAAUAUGGUGGACUCCCCCCAGCUCGCCACGCUAGCCGACGAAGUGUCCGCUUCGCUGGCCAAGCAGGGCUUGUGAUCGGAGCACGGCGGGCAAAGAUGAGAGAAGACAAGGGAGAAAAAAAGAAAAAAAAGAAAAGAAAAAUAAUAAUCUGGCCUUCUUCCUCUGUUCCUUUUACAGCUGCUUCCCCAUCCCCUAACUGGUUAAUGAUUUAACCUGCUUUUACUGUUCAUUCAGCUCUAGCUCCAGGACUUCAAAAUCAGUGACACUAUGAGGUACAAAACCUCCUCUCCCCCUGCUCCUCGGAGCGCACAGCCCAUGCCCGUCCCCCGCUCCCUCCCUCGUCCCCCUGCGAGGUCCCUCGCUGUCCCAGCCCUGGCAGGGACGUUCACCGCCCCCGGGAAAGCGGGGAGGGGGAUAGAGGGGGCAGCCACAGCACCGAGCACCCCACACCGCCGCGCAGGGCAGCGGGAGGUCCUCACGGGGAGGGGAUGUGACCUUCCCACGCUCGUUACCCUAACGAUGCCUGGGCUGGAGGCAGCACAGGUAGUGGGUGCUGCAGCCAGGGACUGCAGGGAGGUGCCCUCCCUUUCUGCGUUAAAUUUGCCUGCUGAUUUGGAAGAAACCUUUUGUUUUUACCUCCGAAAGCCGAGAUGUGUAUGAAGAUAACUGCCAGGUAUCCCCUAAACCCGCUCUCAGCUCCGGCAGCUGGAGUACUGGCGAGGCCGGGGUAUCCCAUUGCGGAAGGGGCCCCGGAUGGCCGUUCCCCUCUCCGUGGCUGUGCUGGAACCGCUGAGUGGAUGAGUAGAGGCUUUUCCCCAUUCCUUUGGCAGCCCCUCGUGUCGUAGAGUAGAUUUGUCUGUAUAUGCUUGGACCGUGCCAGGGUGAUUGUUUUCAUAAACGAGCAUGUGUUUAAAAAAAAAAUGCUGUAAGUAGUUUUGAGCUGCCCCGCGCCGGCUCCGCUGCAGCCCAGCGAGGCGGGCUCGAGGGGGAAACUUUGCCCAGCUCCGGGUUGCACCCAGACCCGGCACCGAUGGGGCAGCCCGGCACCGCAUGUCUGCCGGGCGCGUGGGUGGACGCAGAGCCGCUGCCCUGCUCCCUGGGGAGGGCCGGGGGCUGCGGGGGGCUGCGUCGGGGCUUCCCGGCUCUGCGCUGCUCCCCUGGGGCUGUGCACCUCCCAGGGCCCCCGGGGAUGUCGUUAUGAGGGGCACUCGCAGCUCCAGGGCUGGGGUGGCCCCUGGAUUUGGGCACAGCCUGUAACAUUUUUGGGUUGUUCUUUUUUUUUUUUUUUUUUCCCUGCAAGGUCAGCUAAGAGAUCGCGGAAGUGGCAGCUCCAUGGCUCUGCUGUUCUCGUGCCGUUGGCAGCGGUAGGAGACAACCGGGAGGACGCGAGGGGAAGGCGCGGGGGCCGUUUUAGCUGGUGCGUGGUGGCAGCUCCCCCGGGUCCCAACCUGCGCUCAGGGGCCAGAGGCUGCUCCCUGGCACUGACCCCCCCCAGGGCGCUCUCCUGCUUUGAGUUUGCAGCAUGUCACCCCUCACGGCGUCUCCUUCACACAGCACUAACCACCCCCAGCAGCACACAGGGGAACAGAGCCGAUUUCUUUCUUUCUUUUGCUGCUUUUGUUCCUGGGGCAACCUAGGGAGCGUGAGGGGGUGGCCCGGGGCUGUGCUGCACCCAUGGCCGUCCCCACGCGCCCCUUCCUUCUACAACCAAAGAGGCUGAGAUGCGAUCAGUGCAGCUCAGUGUGCGUCCUCCCUCCCUGUCUCCCCCCCGAGAGGCACCAGCCGGGCCGUGGGGGUAUUGCUGGCAGUGGGGGUGAGGGCGGAGGGGUGCUCCGUGGGGCCGCAGACCGUGCACCCCGAGGGCCGUGCUGCAGGGAAAGCCAUGCUUUCCCAGCAAGGGGCCAAAAUCCUG
Gymnogyps californianus (California condor) is the source of this 3565-nucleotide messenger RNA. RefSeq names its product microtubule associated protein tau (gene MAPT). Gene Ontology annotation, molecular function: microtubule binding. Gene Ontology annotation, biological process: microtubule cytoskeleton organization; neuron projection development. The transcript is spliced from 15 exons. Gene Ontology annotation, cellular component: neuron projection. The coding region runs from base 79 to 1728 and encodes 549 amino acids. The record is from RefSeq and is a predicted model, not a curated record. Lineage: Eukaryota; Metazoa; Chordata; Aves; Accipitriformes; Cathartidae.